Messenger RNA from Sipha flava (yellow sugarcane aphid), 664 nucleotides. RefSeq lists its product as uncharacterized. The record is from RefSeq and is a predicted model, not a curated record. The coding region runs from base 133 to 495 and encodes 120 amino acids. Lineage: Eukaryota; Metazoa; Arthropoda; Insecta; Hemiptera; Aphididae. The transcript is spliced from 2 exons.
UCGCACUAUUGUUUUUUUCAACAUUAUUUUAUGGUAUACAUGUGUGGUGUUGUUUUAUCAACGCGAUAUCAAUCGAACCGUCCAUUGUUUUAUUAUUACUUUUUCUCCCGGCAUGCGCACGUUUGAACGAUUAUGUGCUACGUUAUAAAAACGUACAGCGAACCUGCCGCCGUCGGCGUCAUAAUAUGUAAUAUAUAUUAUUAUCCAAUCGAACGUCUAUUUAACAAACUUAACGGUUUUUUAAAAAGUAUUUUUAUCAAGGACGUAGCCAAGAGGAGAAGGUGGAGCAAAUGCCUCAUUCUGUGGGUUCCCACGGCGCGUGGCUCGGCGAGCUUAAGGCGGCGUGCUUGGUGUUCCAAGCCUACUACUAUGUUUGGCAUAUCACGAGCUUACAAUUUCUACAUCAUUCCCACGGUGCGUAACUUGAUGAGCCACGAACUUACCCGAGCCAACCAAAGCUCCUUCAAAAUUAAGCCGUUGAAUUUUUCAGUUUAAAAUGAUUAGAACUCUAGAUCAAACACAAAUUAAUGCUGUGCAGCUGCCUAUUUUGUAAUUUGCGGUGAGUAUUUGUAAAAAAAAAAAAUUAGUUGAAAAACAAAAUUAAUGGUUGGGCUUCAUAUAAUUUCAAAAACACUAGAACUUAAUCGUUAGACUAUUCCAUGGU